Brassica napus (rape) is the source of this 915-nucleotide messenger RNA. RefSeq names its product CTP synthase-like. Bases 1 to 915 code for a protein of 304 amino acids. Lineage: Eukaryota; Viridiplantae; Streptophyta; Magnoliopsida; Brassicales; Brassicaceae. The transcript has 12 exons. Gene Ontology annotation, molecular function: identical protein binding; CTP synthase activity. The record is from RefSeq and is a predicted model, not a curated record. Gene Ontology annotation, biological process: pyrimidine nucleobase biosynthetic process; CTP biosynthetic process.
AUGAAGUACGUUUUGGUGACAGGAGGAGUGGUGAGUGGACUCGGGAAAGGAGUCACUGCGAGUAGCAUUGGACUCCUCCUCCAAGCCUGUGGCCUUCGUGUCACUUCCAUCAAGAUUGAUCCUUAUCUUAAUACUGAUGCUGGAACAAUGUCUCCGUUUGAGCAUGGAGAAGUAUUUGUAUUACAUGAUGGUGGAGAGGUGGACUUGGACCUUGGCAACUAUGAGCGGUUUUUAGACAAUACAUUGUCACGUGACAACAAUUUAACAACCGGAAAGAUAUACCAGUCUGUUAUUGACAAAGAGAGGAAAGGAGACUACCUUGGGAAAACUGUACAGGUGGUUCCCCAUGUUACUGACGCAAUCCAAGAGUGGAUUGAGAGAGUAGCUAAUGUUCAUGUGGAUGGAAAGGAAGGUCCUCCUGAUGUCUGUGUUAUUGAAUUAGGCGCGACUAUAGGUGAUAUUGAAUCUAUGCCUUUCAUUGAGGCCCUUGGUCAAUUCUCUUAUAAAGCUGGACCUGAUAAUUUCUGCUUGGUUCAUGUGAGCCUUGUGCCUGUUCUCAGUGUUGUUGGUGAACAGAAGACAAAGCCAACGCAGCAUAGUGUGAGAGGACUCAGGGGCCUUGGUCUGACACCAAAUAUCCUAGCAUGUCGCAGCACCAAGGCACUUGAAGACAAUGUCAAGACAAAGCUAUCUCAGUUUUGCCAUGUGCCUGAAGAGAAUAUUGUAACGCUCUAUGAUGUACCAAAUAUCUGGCAUGUUCCGCUGCUUCUAAGGGUUCAUAAAGCAAUCUUAAAACAGUUGAACCUCCUUGGAAAAGCUGUAGAGGCUGACAUGACAGAGUGGAGUGCAAGAACUAAAGUUUAUGAUACACUGCAAGAUCCUGUUAGUCAACUUUUUCUUAAAUAUCUUUUUUGA